UUCCUGGUUGGGGAAACGAAUACCUCCAUUCACAGGAAAACCGGAUCCUUCAUCGCAAAAUCUUAGGCCCUGACAAAUCGGUGCAUGCCGGGGGCAAAAAACAUGUUGUUUUUAUAGAUGACAUCACCAUUCACUUUUUAACACAUUUUGUAAUAGACGCUAAUCAAACGAUAUUCCGCCUGUUACUGUUUUAGGCUGUUUCCGCAGAUUCCGCUAAAUCGCCAUGAUCCAUAACAGCCGUUAGAAGUGUUAUUCGUAUCGUUCUGGUCUUAGGUACUUGUCGCGAUAUGUCUUCGGCUAAUGUAUAACGGCAACUGUGGAAUCUAACCUGUCAUGUAACAACCUUGUAAGAUUGUCAUGGAGAGCUAAUACAAGUACCAUUGAUUUUCCUCCACGGCGAGCACCUCGUUUGCUACCCCGCCAUGAUCCACGCUGACCACGUUGGUGAAAAGCAUGAACUUCUGCUUCAGCUUUCGACGAAUUGACACCACCAGUGGCACUAGCCAGGCCCUUCAGAUGAGCUUUGCUAGUCUCAGAAGCUCUACACAAUUUCACAGCACUGGCACUAAAGUCAGAUCAGGUUCACGUAACAAUCGUUCUUUAACAUCAGCAUCGGCGACACCCGUCACCACCUGAUCUCUGAUUUCGGGUUUUUAUCACCAUUUACUGACACCAAAUAACGAAGACUGCGUAGAUAAUCAAUGGUACUUGUAUUGGUACUGAGUUCAACUCGGGAAUUUGACCAGAUCACGUUUACGAAAGAUAGUGGUGUUGCACAGCACUAGAUUAUCCUUCGGGUAGGCCUUACCAAUGCUCGAGAAACACAAUACAUGUAGAGCUCUUUCAUUGUGCCACCCCUAAAGCCGGUGUAGAAGUUUAAAAUGUCCUAGGAUAAAAUGUCCGGGAACAAAGGAUUCUAUUAUGCGCUUCAAUCUCUGAGCUAUUGACGGUCAGGGUCUCUAUAGAACCAUAUUGCAGAAUACAAUAGGGCCGGACACUUUUUCCAGGGGGGACACUUUUUACUUUUACACCGGCUGCCGAGGGGUUGCAUAACAUUACUAUCAAAGUGAUCACACUGUUACAGUUUAGUGACAAGAGGUCAGCAAUUUUGGCCAGACCUAUCUGAAAAACACGAGACAAUUAUACUGGUUAACGAGAAUAUUGUCGACAGAUGGUGUUGUCAAUAUUGUGCGAUAAAUGUGAGUCAACGACAAUUCUGUUGCCAUUGGUAGUGUUAAAUACGUUAACAUGUUACCAUGGAAACCAGGCUAUCAAAACAUGAAGAGAAGACAGAGCUUAGGCUAUUCUUAAAAACUACAAAGGUAACCGCGAUCUAGGCAUCGAAUACGAAGAUGAAAAUACUAUUGUGAACGUAAUGCAUACAAUGUACAUGUGUCACUAAAUAACAAGUACUAUACAUGUACAUGUAUAUGCUACAUACACUGCAGUGAAAUGGAAAACAACCUUCAUUUUUUGAGAUUUUCGACUUUUCGUCAAAUACAUUGCAGUGCACUCUAUAACAACUUACUAUGCAUUUCAUCAAUUAGUCUAUUUGGCAAGCUGACGCCAUACAAUUUCACGGCAUCUCCAUUUCAAACUUGUUUUGGUCAACAGUGAUAUCUUCUCGGAAUUACCACAAUUUUUCUUCAAAAACCCUUAUAACUUUUUUUUUCUAAACUUUUUUGAAAAAACUCAUGAAUCUUUAUUUCAUCGAAAUCAACAUGCGAUGCUGGAGAUAUAACAAAAUAGAUGCAUUUUUUGGGGACGUACUGUGUAGACAACAGAAUGGUUUACUAUUAUUCCAACAAUAGAUCUACACACCCAUACGAACAGAGACAUGUAUUCAUCCACAGGCGGAAGUGUGACACAUAGUCCGUACUGAACUGUGAAGCUGUGGUAAAUACAUGACUGUGAUGGGUGAAAGUGGAUUUAUUCUUCAAUCUUUGGUGGAUUCUCAAUCAACAGAGCCAGGCCAUAACAGGGAUUCUAAUAGUAUCAGUCCGCGAGUGACGAUUUGAUGGCAAUGCUGUACACAAAUCAAUUUUUCUCAGGCAAUCGGUAUUGGAAUGUUUUGAAUUUUUACUAUUAUUUCGAUAAAAGCCUCUUCAUAACACAUAUAAAAUUUGGCGGGAAUUAAAGCACCCUUGGCGAACUUUUUUCACCAACCUAUAUUCAUUAAAAUGUACACAGAAUGUACACGCUGGCUAAUAGAGGUCUCUGGCCAUACACAGCUACUUUUUUGCUUUUGGCGUGCUCUCUACAAAGAGCUAUAUCUGCAGUUCUGUUUGGUCGAUUUUAAUGAACUAAGCGCCAAAAUUCUUAGAACUUUGUGUAUUAUCAUUCAAGCAAUUUUCUCUCUCAAAAAAGUCAGAAAUAAAAAAGAUUUUUGAAAGGGUUUUUUAAAUAGCCGAUUACAUAAUGAAACACUUAUGCAAUCACAUUCCGGCAAUAAUGCAUGAUAAGAAAACAAAAUUUCUCACAAUAUGAUAAAAUCCGCAUAGAAUGUGGUGCAUUAGUUUGCGCAAUGUGUUGAUAUUAAUAUGAGCUAGAGUGUAAGGACCAAACUUCUACAUUAGUCUGACCUACAUGAAUCUCAACCAAAAUAUCACGAAGGUCAUCCGCGGUCGCAGCAUAAUCGUCUGCUAUUUCCCCCCUUGUUAUUGGGUCAUCAAAACCCUGCUGUUCAAUGUGAAUCCAUUUUUGUGUCCAAUGGUACUGCCUUGUUGUCUGGUGAAUGAGGUCCGAUGAAGACCUUGUCACGUGAAUAGAAAUAGCGAAUUAAUUGAGUGAAUUUCUAUACCAAAUGAACAAUGUCGGGCGAAGUAGCAGACGACUCAUUUGCAUAUUUAGGUCAUGACAUUUUCACCCGAAUGUGACCCUUUUGUAAUUUUAAUCCGGAAGUGAUUAACCCUUUUCGUCAAGGUUACAGGACGGGGACAAGCUUUUUCAUUCCAAAAUAUAUUACCAUUACCAUUACCAUUCAUUAUCAUCUUUUAGUGCACAUGGGGGCUCAGCGAUGAUUGAUCAUAGGAUUAAAAUCAGGUGUCAAUGAAUCAGGCGUAUCUCCUACUUACGAUUAUGAUUUUAGCCCCCAAAAAACAAACAACCUGGACGUGCUAAUCCUUUAGUUUCGGAUUACCUUUCUAUUGAAUCACCCUGUAGUCAUAGGCCCUAACGUCAUGCAAAAACCUUCCCUUUUAAUACGUAAUCAAUACAAAAUCGCUUUAAAGUGAUUUUUAAAAACAAACCAAUUGAAGUUUGGUUGACAGCUGUGAUUUUUUUCUGAUAAAAUGGGCCUCUGUUGUAUAUCAGACAUUUCAAAAAAAGGCUAGUUUUAUCAUUGCGUAGCUGUGACUUAAUCUGUAAAAGGUUUAAAAGUCCAUGACUUAAAAGUUCCAGUUUUUACACAAAUUAGUUUGAUUUCCUUGAAAACAAAAAAAACCACUAAGUAUUAUUGUACUGCAUUACAAUGAUUUUCGCAAGUGCAAACAACAAAACUCAGGGUUCAACGAGUGCCAAGACGAUUAGUACUAUUUCAAGCCCAAUCUAAUCCUCUUAAGUAUUGAGUAGAAUUCUUACAUUACUGUAUAUCGGUUAGGCGUGUAUUGUUAUUAGAGCUAGCAUUCCUGAAAAGGUAAAGAAAUUCUUCAUAAAUUCCACUUCAAUUGGGUUAUGUAGUAAUCGAGAGCUGAAUGUAUACAGUCAUACAUCUUAUAUACAUGUACAUACAUAGGUUCAUGCGUACAGUAAAGGGGUACGUGUUCGUUCGUAAUUACUGGUGGUCCAGGAAAAUAGAAUUGCAGUUAUGCACAAUAUCGUAGUGCGGUUAUUAUUUAUAUAUACGUUUACUGAAACUUAGGUUUUAUAGUAUACAAAUAAAUACAAAUGUCAAAGUUGGCGUUGGCUUUUAACAACCCCCCCCCCCCCUUAGACUUAGUUUUUGGUCGGAACAGUGUCACUUUGGGCCAUGAUCGGGGAUUGUAAACUCUUUCAAAACAAAUACUCCGUGAAAUAUAAAACAGAAAACCCAUAUCAGCUUCCGGGUAGGCCAACUAAUUUCAAUUGAAUGCACAGAUUCUGAAAAACUGGAUCUACUCUCUAAUCAUGUGGUUACCCAUAGUAUAUAAUCUAUACACACCUUUGUUAUGUUUACAUCCGCCUCAGUCGGAGUGUGCCAUUCUAUGAAUUCAUGAAUGAAAUGACGUGGGCUCAUCUAAUAUUCUCUGUCUUCCUAUUGGCUGUUUGUUGCAUUGGGGACGAGGAAGUGACGCUUUGGCGCGCAUAUGUUUACAACAAGAUCAGACCAAAACAUUAGAGAAAGAAUUUCGGACGUACUCUAAAUUUUGUGAAUAAUCAUUGGAAUAUAGUUCUUAUUAUGACAAAAGGAAUAGAAGUGGACCAGAAAUCUAUAGACGGGUCGACAGGUUCUGCAGAAAAUGUCUGCGCCCCACUUAUGGAACAUGAUGUUAUACGACCAGAGAUAAAAUUCGGACGACUCGAACUAAACGGUGACGUGAAGAAAGAUGUAGAAAAAGGUCCAGACACUGAUUCUCUCGUGAUAGAUGUUCCCCAAAGGGCCGAGUGGGGAGGCAAGUUGGAGUUCCUCCUGACCUGCAUCGGUUAUGCUGUCGGCCUCGGCAACGUAUGGAGGUUCCCAUACCUCUGCUACAAAAAUGGCGGAGGUGCCUUCCUGGUUCCAUACGUCAUUAUGUUGGCGCUAGUCGGCCUCCCUCUUUUCUUCAUGGAACUUGCUUUUGGACAAUUUGCAAGUUUGGGCCCGAUUUCCAUUUGGAAGAUCAACCCUCUCAUGAAAGGUCUCGGCUACGGAAUGGUCAUCGUCUCCUGGUUGAUUGCCCUCUACUACAACGUCGUCAUCUCUCACACCCUCUUCUACCUGUUCGCCUCCAUGACUUCAGUCCUGCCGUGGACCACAUGUGAUAAUCAUUGGAACACAGACGCCUGCCUGUUGCCGCCAUCAAAAAACAAUACGCUCAAUGCUAACAUGUCCGCUAGUUUGCUCAGCACGAUUUCAACUGUUGCUGCAACUACCGCAAGGAACUUGACGGGCAGCAAGACGCCCAGUGAGGAAUAUUACAACAACUACGUAUUGGAACAAUCAUCUGGAAUCGACGACUUUGGCCUACCUAGCUGGAAGCUGCUUCUCUGCCUCCUCCUGGCCUGGGGCAUUGUCCUCGCUGCCCUUCUCAAGGGCAUCCAAUCCCUUGGAAAGGUGGUCUACUUCACUGCAAUCUUCCCCUACGUCAUGUUGACUGUCCUCCUCAUCCGUGGCGUGACUCUCCCAGGAGCUGAUAAAGGUAUCUUGUACUACCUCAGGCCUGACUUCUCUAGGUUAGGGGAUUCAAGAGUAUGGAGUGACGCCGCAACACAGAUCUUCUACUCACUCAGCGCUUGCUCUGGUGGACUCAUUGCGAUGGCCAGUUACAACAAAUUUGAAAACAAUUGCUACAGAGAUUCCCUCAUCGUGGCUUCAAUCAACUGUGGAACCAGUGUCUUUGCCGGUCUAGUCAUAUUUUCCGUCCUUGGUUUCAUGGCUACAGAGAAGGGAGUGGAGGUGAGCGAUGUUGCUGCUGGAGGUCCAGGUCUUGCCUUCGUCGUCUACCCCGAAGCUAUCGCCAAGAUGCCAGUCGCUCCACUCUGGGCCAUCCUCUUCUUCAUCAUGAUGGCGACCCUGGGCUUCGGUUCCCAGUUCUCCAUCAUGGAGUGUGUCCUCAGCGCCUUCACAGAUGAGUUCAAACGAUUCAUCACGGGACAAAGGGAGUCCAUCAUCUUCAGAUGCUGUGUCAUUGGGCUCUCCUUCGUGCUUGGUAUCCCGAUGGUUUGCAAGGGAGGUAUCUACUUGCUCAACCUGGUCGAUUACAGUGUCAGUGGUUUCCCCCUCCUGUUCGUCGGAUUCUUCGAACUGGUGGCUCUCAACUGGAUCUACGGUUUCCCAAGAUUUUCUGAGGAUAUUCGGAUGAUGUUGGGACACAAACCAAAUAUUUACUGGAAGGCAUGCUGGAUGGUGGUCUCACCUGUUAUAAUUAUUGUGACUAUAGUCUUCAAUGUGAUAUCUUACAAACCCCCAGACCUGGACGGCUAUUUGUACCCGGCCUGGGCCCAGGCUAUUGGCUGGCUGAUCGGAAUGUGGCCAAUCGUGAUGAUCCCUGGAUGGUUUUUGUACCAAUACUGCAGAGAUGGUGGUUGGGCUCUGUUGAAAGAAGCUGUCAAACCAGAAAUGGAAUGGGGUCCAGCAAUGCCAGAGAACAGAACGGAGGCAUAUUUAGAGUUUGGAGAAGACAAUGACGGCUACAUCAGCAGCAAAAGCACAAUUUUUUCCACCCGGGAAAACCUCAGCACGAUCGUCGUCUGCCAGAAUCGACAAAAUACGAGAAACGGAAGUGUCAAAGGUCAAAGUUCACCUGGCCCUAAGAACGGUUCUAAUUCGCCCAAUACACCAAAAGCAAAUCAGGAGGAAUCAGGGGACAAGUCAUGUGACCAAGGAAAAGUGUACACAAUCAUAAAGAGCGAAACGUGCGUUUGAACAUUUAAAAAAAGUUGAUUCCAAGUAAUCUAUUCCAAUGUGCUCAAAUUUCAUUUGCUGACGUAUUAGUAUUUUUUUACAAAGGUUUUUGUUCGGCACAGCUUUUUGAUGUGCAUUUUGUAAAGAAAUGAAAGUUUUGAAUCAAGGAUAUGGUUUGUUGUUCGAAAGAGGGGAGAGAAAGGGAACAUUGUGUUAGCUCCCUAUGCCUUGUGGGAGGUGACUUCAUUUUUUUAUGUGUCCUUCUUCAGUGUUACUGGGCAUCUUCUACAUUAUCUGAGAGGGUUGGGAUGAACCAGCAGCUGUCCACACCCAUGGGUGUAGGGUACUAUCACUACAGCCUGGCAAAGGCCUGGGAACUGUUCCUGGUCUGACCGAGUUUGGUGGAAUGAUUUUAAUAGUAACGAGGAAGGAAGUCCCAAUCAACCCUGAAGGGGUCGCAGCUAGAAACCAUGGCCAGCAUUUCGAAAUCAGCCCUGGUGAGCUGAUUAAACUACCAGUAGACUUCGUUGUGGUAUGCAACUGAAAUUUAGCGUGUGGAGGUGAAAGUUAGUCUCGGUCAGUGAGUGGGCAGUGACUAAAGUAAUCUUCCUCUGUUUUAUUCCUACAACAAGUACAAUACCCUUCCCUCGCCUCAGUAGGUAUCAAAACAUCAUCAAGUCAUACGCAAGUUACUGAAUGGAACCCUAUUGCGGACCCUAUUGUCCACAUGUUCAGUAGGCCUGAUCUAGCUAACUGAUCUACGCCACACUUGUGAACAGGAAAUGAGAGUGUUCAUUUUCACCGCCCGCGAAAAUGUUAAAAGUAGGCUGAAUCGUUGGUGUGCGGAAUCCCCUUCAGUCAGUGGGUGAUCAUGAUUAAUACGAGGCUGAAUUGUGAUUUUGAUUUUGUCAGUCUUGGUUCAAGUUGCAGUGAUAAGCAAGUAGUUCCAGUUUAUAAAGUAUAUCUACUAACCGUCACCACACCAUUGGGUAGACAAAUGUGGGAAGUUACACACAAUGCCAUGGUAUUAUUUGGCAAUAUAAUAAGGGAGCGUGGUGAUGUAGAUUGUACUGAAAGGUCGUGGGUUCCAAUCCCUUUGGCACUUAGUUCCUUCUCACUGGAGCUACUCCUGAACAUUCCCGGAAGACUCUGGGAUGCAAAAGCACUUUGAGUAAGGACUCGUGUCUAUGGAAAAGUAGUUUUGUUUUAAUAUUGGCCAAAAGGUCAGACUCUUGCCCGUUUGGCAGCUACCCGUACAGCUAAUGACAGUAGCAAAAGCGAGUGAUAAUUUACAUUUUACAAGUUCCAGCUCAGGAUCUUGUGUGUGAUUGAGUAAUUGAUCAGUUGAUUAAGGGUUGAUCAUAGACACCACCUUUUUGGCAAGAACUUGAAAUCCUAGAACAAUUAGAACUCUUACCAAACGAAGUGAAUGCCAAUUUCAACUGUGGGAGUUGUUUUCCAGAGAACAUCCUUAGGUUAUAAAUGGGUAUUUUACUUUAUUUCAAAGGAGUGCUAAUUGCUUUAGAAUUUCAAAGUCUAGCCAAAGUGGCGGUACCUUUGGCCAGCCCAGUUUAAAAAGACUACUCACCAAACCUAGCUGUCUCCCUCCAUAUAUAUUCAUAAAGGAAAGUGAAGACUCCAGGUUAUAUACACCUUUCCAGAAAUGGGGCGCUAAGUGUCCGAAAUAGUGAUGUCAUAAGGGGAAACUAGGCCUUAUGGUGGAGGGACAAAGGAGAUAGUCAUGGUUGACCAACACACUUGAAUGCCUUUAAUGACGGACAAGGGGGAAAAAGUUAGUUCCAAUGCAAGCCACCAAUUUCGGGAAGCAUGUAUACCUCAGUACACUUUCACUUGCUCUCUCCCUUCUGCACAUGCGCAGCUUCCAAAGCAAUACGAGAGCUGAAUGUUGAUUGGUCAGAUUCAGUGUCCUGGAGAAUGGAGAAUUGACAGAGAGUCACCCCUUUUCUUUUUAUGUAUAUAGAGAGGGGCAGCUUUAGGCCUUGUUUCAGUCCGGAGGGGAGUACAUGUAUGCUUUUUAAACUCAGCUGAUCAGUCAAUCACAAGGGUCUGUAGUUUCUGCGACAAUCUACCACGAGAAUCUCUACGAAUCAGUGACUCAUAUCUCAUCCCAUAAAAGACUAAACUUCAUAAACCAAUUCUCAUCAUCAUAUCUUUACCGUUUCAUAAUAAAUUUUGGUUGGUAGCAGAUCUUAUAGGGACACAUUGGGCGUGGGAUUCAGGUGGCCAGGGGGAUAAUGUGCCCACUUGCCACUAUGCGCCGCCACAUAGCGUCUAGCUGAUACUGAUCUCUGAUAAUGAUUUACACUGGUGAUGCGUGGCGAUUUUGGAGAUGGCUUGCAAAUUUACGAGAUGGCUUGCAGAUUUAGAUAGAAUAAGUCGGAGGAAAACGACGCAAGGGAAGAUGCAGGACAAGAUGGGUGGACGCAGUGACAAGAGAUGCUGAGUCAGCAGGUGCAGGGAGGAAUGUACUGAACACCACUGCCCAAGACCACAGACAGUGGAGACGUGUCCUUGCACAACUGACGUAGACAAACACGUCAUGUUACCGCAGUGAGUGAGUGAGUGAGCGGUUACAUUCCAUUUUAGUGUCAAUCACAAUGUAUUCACUUUUCAAUAAUCUUGUUUGAAGACGACACUGACCUACUGGAAGCCAUUUUUGCAAUGAGAAAUCAACGUACCACAUGCCCUACUUGUGUCUUCAAAUUUGGACACCACUGCCAAAUUUCAUUCAUUUUUUUAUCACAAAUAUCCAGUGACAGCUGUUUUAUGGAAAAAGCAAUCAAAAUUAAAAAAAGCAGUUGCUACAAUAUGUAUUUUUUGUUCAUAUUUUGUUGUUGUCAAAGGAGAGAAAGUAGUUCUAGAUUUGAUAAGAAAACAUGAAACAAAAAAAUUGGCUUUUUUUAUGAGCUUAGACUUUUUUAAAUGAAUAUUGCAAUUAUUAUUAGGUUCAAGCUUAAUUUGAUGAAGUGGUCUUAGAUUUGAAUGAUGGGGCGAUUAGUAAAUUGACCAAUGCGAUCAUUUUGUGAUAUAUAUGUACACUCAUAAAGACAAGAGCUUUUGAGUUGUGAAUGGCCUCAUAGCAUCUUGACCACCAAGGUUUUUGCAUCUUAUCAAGAUUCAAAAUUAAGGGGAGCCGUAUCAAACCAUGAGGCUCAGGAUGAAUCUUGGGGUCUGCAGCCAACUCGAAAUGUAACCCUGUGAGUGAUUAAUUGACCCUUUGGCGCAUGUUAAUAAUCGACCAAUAGGAUCAGAUGAUAUUGACCAAUGAGGUCACUCUAAAUUGACCACAGGGAUCAAGGGACAGGUAGUUGACCAAUGAUAUGUUGAAAGGUUUUUUGACCAAUUAGGCCUAAAGUUGUAAAAACUAGUAAUAAUUAAUAAAGUUUUAAAGUGUGGAAGCACAGCAUCUUAUCAAGACUUAGGUACCGCAUUCUGACAAAAGGGGGCUUUAUUAAUUAUUGAUACUAGUAAUCAUAAAACUUUGUGAGGUCAAAUUUUGCUUUUUUUAAGUUAGUCUCUCAGGAAGAAUGCAUUGUAAAUUUAGUUGUAUUCGUGGUGCAGCCGCAGGAUGUACCAGUUUCUAUAUAUUGUGUAUAUAUUAUUGCGUUUAUUGAAUUGCAUAAGGUAAUGUUGUACAAUUAUAGCUAUGGUACAAAUGCCACUGUGUACAUAAAUACAUACUACCGGCUGUUUUCUUCACUGUAGGGGCAAUUACAGCCUCUGUGUGCAUAAAUGUGCACUGUCAGCUGUUUUUAUCACACUGCAGGGGCAAUACUUGUACCAUAGCUACAAUUGUACCACGUUACCUUACUGUCUUGAUGUAAAUGGUUGGAGGCAAAUUGCAUUAAUUUUUAUUGCUGUAAAUAUCGCCCCUCUGUAAAUAUUUUCCGUCAUCUGUGGACCAUUUCAAUAUGUUCUGCUGUUCAAUACAUGAUAUCAUGUGAAAACGAUAGAACAAGGAAAACUGACUGAUUUUCAAAAUAUUUGGCACAUCUUGACCAUUCAUU
This is a messenger RNA of Lineus longissimus, 10548 nucleotides long. Its product is annotated as sodium- and chloride-dependent glycine transporter 1-like. Lineage: Eukaryota; Metazoa; Nemertea; Pilidiophora; Heteronemertea; Lineidae. The coding region runs from base 4376 to 6541 and encodes 721 amino acids. Gene Ontology annotation, biological process: sodium ion transmembrane transport. The transcript has 10 exons. Gene Ontology annotation, cellular component: plasma membrane. The record is from RefSeq and is a predicted model, not a curated record.